AAAAAAUAAUACCAAAUUUAAGUUUUCUUAUGGCAACACUAGUUUCAUCUGUUUCUGUCAAAACCAAGCAGUUUGUGAUUAUCGGAUUUCUCUAUUUUCAUCGCAAAACACAAAUGUAGCCAUUAAUUAUUUACGAUUCCCACUGCAUUUACUGUGACUGAUAUGACGUGUACUUAAUUAUUAUUGUCCGUGUUAUUUCCGAGUCAUAGUUUGUAGUUUUGAUAUCGCAAUGGGUACCACAUAUAAUUCCACAUUUAUGGCGAGGUACUCGGCGUUCAGCCCAUACCGGCUGAUCAGGCGGGAGACAGGGUUCGGGACGCCCAUCGGGGCGGGCGACGCGAUGGCUAAGAGCCUGUACUGCGGCAUGAAGCCCAUCGCAUCGUGGGACUGCGAACAGGCAAACGCACUUCCUACUGGAGGGGUUUUCAACCUUGAAUUCUCCCCGGAAGGGUCUCUUCUAGUGGCAGCUUGUGAGAAGAAGUCUAUUCAGAUAUUUGACCCCCUCACACACCAACGAAUACAUUCUGUCAAUGGAGCACAUUCAGACUGUGUCAACUGUGUUAAGUUUUUGGAUGGACGAAUGUUUGCCACAUGCUCUGACGACACCACAAUAGCCCUGUGGGACGUACGGAACCUAAAGAAAAAAAUACGCUCCUUGCUGGGCCAUUCAAACUGGGUCAAAAAUAUAGAGUUCUCAGUCAAAGACAAAUUACUAGUCACCUCAGGACUAGAUGGAAGCAUAUAUACGUGGGAUAUCAAUUCAUAUACGGAAUAUAACCUUGUAUACCAAAGAGUGUUCCAUGCAUCUGGAUUGAUGAGAUGCAGAUUGUCACCGGAUGCCCGGCAAAUGGUGAUGUGCACUACAGGAGGACUACUUGUCAUCAUUCAUGACCUCAAUUUGACCACACUGGCGCAAGACUUACAUGGGUUUAAGCCAAACCUGUACAGACUGAUGCAGAUGAGUCAGCAGCUGAUCCCGAUCGCGGCCAUGUAUGACCAUUUGUUCGACAGCAAGCGUAAGGAAAACCGUGUCGAGUUUGUGUCGGACUUUCCCGACGGGAACGAUGCGGAGGUGGUGUCGGCGUUACAGAUUCAUCCACAAGGCUGGAGUGCGUUAAGUAGAAAUAUCAGUCACGAUGAUAGAUCCGAGUGGUCGUGCAUCCACGACAUCCAGCCGCUGGACGAGUGGUCGGACAAGUCUGUCCGCGACAGCGCGCCGCCGGCGGCGGGGCUGCGGCGCGCGCCGCGGCGCCUGGCGCGCCUGCGGCCGCGGCCCUACCGCGCCGCGCGCCCCGCGCCCACCCCCGCGCUCUCCGCCACGCCCGCCAUCCCCGCCGCCGCCGCGCCCCCCGCGCCCGGCGCCAGUGGCAGCGGGUCGUCAUCCCAGAGCCAGCCGGAGCGCCCCCGCGGCCGUUCGCGCUCCAGCUCGCCCGAGGCGGAGCCCCCCGCCGCGGCGAGGGAGCCCGCCCCGGGCAGCUCGCGCCAUGGCGUGGGCCUAUCCAAUGACGUCUGGGAGGCGUCUAUUACGAUCAAACAGCACAGAAUGCUCCAAGAAAUGUACAGCAGGGGCCAGGUGGGGCGCAACUUCAACAUGCAGCGCAUCAUGGGCAUCAAUACGGGCAUCGCGCCGCCUGCGCAGGCGACGCCCGCUUCGCAGCGACUCUCCUCACGGCAUAUCUGCACUAACAACUCAUUGAGUAGUUCCUCGUCGUCGACAUCGUCGGCGUCCAGUUCCCGUGACGGGUGCUCGUCGUGCGGUGACGAGGAGAACCGGAACUACAUCCGGCAGAACCGCGACCGGCUGCUCUUCUACAAAGAGGAGACCAACGAGGGGAAGGGCUUCAUCAAGGAGCUGAGCUACUCGGCGGACGGGCGCGUGGUGUGCUCGCCGUUCGGGCGCGGCAUGCGGCUGCUGGCGCUCAGCGAGGGCUGCCCCGAGCUCAGCGCCGCCGUGCCCGACCACGCGCGGCCCGCCCGCCCCGCGCCCAUGCUCGACGUGGGGCAGAGCCUCGGGAUACACCAGGAUCUGGUAGUGAGUUCCAAGUUCAGUCCGCGCUACCACAUGCUGGUGACGGGGUGCCUGGAGGGCAAGAUCGUCUGGUACGAGCCCUACAGCGGCGAGACCCUAUACUAGGUGCAUACAAGAGUCUCUCAUUCCGAGCAGUGUCUACCGCAGCGCCAUUCGACGUGUACUGCCUUGUAAAUUCCGACAUUAAAUGAUUGCGUGUAUAAAGCUUGACUCUGAAUAAUGCUGUGUACCUUGAAAUUGUAUUGGUGAAAUUGUAUGUAUCGGUGAUAUUAUGUUAGUUAUUGUAAGAAAAUGAUCGUGUUAAAUAAAAUUAGAGCUUUUAACAUGGUAAUAUGUGUAUAUUCAACAACUUCGAGGCUACAUCACUGAAAUUCUUAUUAAAAAUCUCGUGUAUAAACUGAUUUUACUAAGAAAGGAUUUUAAUAAAUGUUCGAUCUGUGGA
Molecule: messenger RNA, 2471 nt
Organism: Pectinophora gossypiella (pink bollworm)
Lineage: Eukaryota; Metazoa; Arthropoda; Insecta; Lepidoptera; Gelechiidae
Product: DDB1- and CUL4-associated factor 10
Exons: 12
Coding region: 230-2134 (634 amino acids)
Cellular component (GO): Cul4-RING E3 ubiquitin ligase complex
Molecular function (GO): protein binding
Source: RefSeq, a predicted model, not a curated record